Messenger RNA from Myzus persicae (green peach aphid), 1242 nucleotides. RefSeq lists its product as uncharacterized. The record is from RefSeq and is a predicted model, not a curated record. The transcript has 4 exons. The coding region runs from base 232 to 1227 and encodes 331 amino acids. Lineage: Eukaryota; Metazoa; Arthropoda; Insecta; Hemiptera; Aphididae.
CUAACCACAAAGCCACAAUAUGGCACUAUGGCAGUUGGCACGUCUUAGCAUGGAUUACAGAAUAACACAACAUUAUUAAGAUAUCAGAAUUUACAUUACUUUCUACUUAUAAGUUAAAUAUUUUCUGUAACAAGUUACAGCUAUGGGUACCAGCUUUUAUUGUAUCGCUCAUUAGUCAUCUUAUUAAUAUUUCAAUUUAAUUUAGUAAAAGAUCUAUUAUUUAACAGCAAGAUGUUUUGUUGCGGAGUAUGUAAUGCCGUAUUUACCGGCAUAUACCCGGAAACUGUUCUUGCAACUCCAUGCGGACAUUUAUUCCACAGUGAAUGCCUUAGCAUGUGCUUCAACAAGAUGAACCUAGAAGUUGAAAAUAGAUGCCCGUUUUGUUCAUCCAGCAUGAAAACAUCCCGAAUUAUCAAGUUACAUCUCCAAGUAUGUGCAAAUUGGAAAGAUACAGCAGCAGCAUUAAAAAAACAGGCCAAUACAAGCAUCAUUAAUUUAGAUGAAUCAUUAAUGAACAGCCCAGUAAUGAUGGAAACUUGUAAAGAUUUGAACAAUUCAAGCUUUGAUGAAAUUCAGGACAAUUCUGUCUUAGGCUUAAUGCCAAAAUUACCGGUCAAUACAAGCAUCAUUAAUUUGGAUGAAUCAUUAAUGAACAGCUCUGAAAUGAUGGAAAGUUGCUUAGAUUUGAAGAGCUGUAGAAAAACUAUGCUUACAACAUCCCUAUCGGGUAUAAUCCUGACAGAAGUAAUGGAAAACUUUCUAUCAAUCUUGAAUCAUGUCAUACAAAAUUCCAUUAUACAAGAACGAUCGCUAAUGUCUGAAAAAAAAUUAAUUGAUAGUGCUAGGGAAACUGGAUACUCCAAUAUUAUAAUAAUAACUAUGAGCUUGGGAUACCCAGUUGGUAUAUGUUUUAUUGACUUAAAACAGAAUUUGAAACUCAGUACUUCAGUAACAUCGUAUAAAUGCUUUAGUGAUACAAAGUCUAUUAGUAAGAAUACAUGUUUAACCAAAAAAAAUAAACAGAAAUUAAAUGUAGUCCAAGAAUUUAUUUAUAGUUUUUUUACUCAGCCUGGAAAUCUCUGCAAUGUUAACACAAUUUUAUUUCCGUGCCAUGAUAAUUGUACUGAUAUGAAAUUUACUCAUACUUUGGAUAAUUUAAUGAUAAGUUUUAUCAUCAAAUUACCUUAUUUUAAUAAUAAUGAAGAGUAUAUCAAGGCUAUCAAUUAAAUUAAAAGAAAUUUG